GGCACCGGAGGCCUACUGCGCAUGCUCGCGGUGCUGCGGGGAGGGACGAGGGCCUCCGCGAGCUGCCCGUUUCUGCAGGGAGGCGGUGUCUCAGUUGAUUCCAGGUGGAUGAUGACUGAAUAGGUGGCACACAGUGUCUGGGAUAAUUGAAUGACUGCUCUGAUAAGGCAGACGAUUGCUGGGGGCUAUAAGAAUGGCAAGUGAAGUGACGCUCCAUUCCACUACAUGUACAUGUUCCAGGCACUGAUCCACGUGCUGGAAUCUGUGAGGAGACGUUACUGGAUGCAACAUUAAGGAGACAAAUCAGAAACAGCCAAAUGGAAGAGAUGCAUAGGGGAAGGUGUGGGCAAGGGCCUGGCAGCUCCACGCCCUCUCCAACGUGCCACCCUUCCAGCACCUCCCUGUGUUCACCAGGUGAUAUAUGGUGAAAGGGUUAGAGGCCUUAUAUUUGAGUAGAUAAGACUUGGACUGCCAAGAAAUGUUAAAAAAUGUUUCAUGAGCUAAAGACAAAAGAUACCAGAUGGAACCUUGGGUCUACAGAAAAGAAUGAAGAACACCAGAAAUGGAGAAGAAAUGGUUUCUAACUUCAAGGUAAACAGUGAAACCAUGAGUAGAGGAUCUGAAGUCCACAUUUUUUGGGGUGCUCCAAUUGGUCCGUUGAAAAUGACGGUAUCACGGGAAUCAACUUCUUUAAUGUCCACUGCUGAACCCUGGAAAAAAAUUCAGCUCUUAUGUAAUCCACAUUCUUUACAUCUGAAGAAUGAAAAAUGCAAGCACAAAAAUCUUGGAGAUUAUCAAGUCCUGGAAGCUCCUGGCCCUCCAGAUCCUCUUAAUGGUCAUUUUUUAGCAAACUCCAUGAAUAGAUCUGUUCAUGUGAAACAUGACUUUAUACAUUGCAUUUCUGAAACACAGACUAUAAAAUUCCAGAAGAGUCAUCCCAUAAGGAUGAGUGAUAUAACUAACUCUGAUGUGCAAAUAUGUGAACUUAAGGGCAGAGUUCAGUAUUUAACUGAAGAAGAAAAUUAUCAAAAGCUUUCCAGUGAAAAUAAGAAAACCACAGAUGAACAGCAUAAAGAUCAAUCAAAUAUAUGUGGUCAAAACGUCCAAAAAAAUUCCUUUCAGUUAGACCAUAAGUGUGCAGCUAUACUGGAUUUGGUCUGUAGUACUGAACAGAUUAAUAUCGGGCCAGGAGCUAUGGAAACAAAGUGUGUAACAACAGAACAUCAUGAAAUACAAAACCAGUGUCUGGAGGUCUUCUCCUCUAAUACAGCAGAUAAGCCAAGGUCUGAAGGAGCAGUUAGGAAGGUCUCAGACCUUAAGGUAUCUACUGAUACUGAGUUUCUCAGUAUAAUGACCUCCAGCCAGGUUGCUUUUUUCUCUCACAGGAAGCAUAAAGGGGAAAUUUCAAUGAAUAAAGGGACCAUAAACAUGGAGAUUGAACCAAAAGCAAGUCAUGGGGAAAUGAAAAUACCUGAAGAUAAUUUGAUUCAGCCGAAUGAUGAUCUUGCAGAAGGAUACGAAAGUGGACAAAACCAAGCACAUUCCCUUGAACUUUUUAGUCCUGUCUGUCCUGAAACAAAAAGUAGCCAUAGUCACAUAAACUCUGAUAAAGGUCUCAGAGAAAAUAUAGGAUCUCAAGAACUUUUCAGUUUGAAAGAUAAACUGCCACCAAAUGAGAUAUGUAUUGAAUCAUAUAGCUCAGGGAUACUGUGUUCCCAACUAAAUACCUUCCACAAACAUUCUAGCAAAAGAAAUGGGUCCCCUGAAGAUAAAUUGGGCCAUCCUAAAGCUCUCUCUAAAGUCCUCCAAGUAUCUAAGAAAAUUAAGUUGGUUUCUAAUGCAGCAGAUCCUGCUGUAGCAAGGAACCAGAGGAAUGUGUUUGGAUUUAAGGGUAUUAAAAAAACAUCAUUGAUAAAAAACUGUGAUUCUGAAAGUCAGAAGUAUAAUUGUUUAGUCAUGGUGUUAUCUCUAUGUCACAUGAAAGAAAUAACUAUAAAAUCUGGACCAAAUUCUGGCUCUCAAGUGCCUUUAGCAACGAUUGUGGUAAUUGACCAAUCAGAAAUUAAAAAGAAGGUUUUUCUGUGGAGGACUGCCGCAUUUUGGGCACUUACAGUGUUUCUUGGAGAUAUAAUUUUACUCACAGAUGUAACUAUUCACGAAGAUCAUUGGGUUGGUGAGACAAUACUGCAAUCAACAUUUACCAGUCAGUUAUUAAAUCUUGGGAGUUAUUCAUCUGUCCAGCCUGAAGAAUAUUCCAGUGUAGUUAGUGAUGUUGUACUUCAAGAUUUACUGGCUUAUGUGGCUUCAAAACACUCCUAUCUGAGAGAUCUUCCUCAGAGGCAGCCUCAGAAAAUGAACGGAAUAGAAUUUGUAAAAUUGGAGCAGCUUCAGCCUGACGUAUUAGUCCAUGCAGUACUAAAAGUUGUUGAUAUCACUAUACUGACAGAGGCAUUAUAUAGUUAUAGAGGACAGAAGCAAAGGAAAGUUAUAGUAACUGUGGAACAGGUCCAAGGUCAACAUUAUGUGCUUGUUUUAUGGGGUCGUGGAGCAGACUGGUACCCUCAACUUCAAAGGAAAAAAGAUUACAUUUGGGAAUUUAAGUAUCUUUUCGUUCAGCGAAAUUGCAUCCUAGAAAACCUAGAAUUGCAUACGACGCCGUGGUCAUCCUGUGAGUGCCUGUUUGAUGAUGAUGUAAGGGCAAUUACGUUUAAAGCAAAAUUUCAAAACAACAGGCCCUCUUUUGUGAAGAUGUCAGAUUUAGCAACACACCUAGAGAAUAAGUAUUCAGGAGUGAUUCUAAUCCAAGCCCGGAUUUCGCAGCUAGUGUUUCCUACUACAGCAGCUCAGAACAUAGUUCUAAAUGCUCGCAGUUCUCUGAAGAGCAUUUUCUCUUCUCUUCCCAACAUUAUAUAUAUUGGCUGUGCUAAAUGUGGAUUAGAACUAGACACAGAUGAGAACAAGAUCUACAAACAGUGUUUGAGCUGUUUGCCAUGUACUAGCAAGAAAACAUACUACAGGCCAGCUUUAAUGACCAUAGUUGAUGGAAUAUAUAAGGUUGGCAUCCAUGUAGGAUCAAAGGUCAUAGAGAAGAUUCUUCUCAACAUUUCUCCUGACUGGCUCAACAAAGUUAUAGUCCCUUCCUCAGAGAUCACCUAUGGCCUGGUCGCAGCAGACUUGUUCCACUCCCUUUUGGCAGGAGGCGGGGCGCCUUGUGUAAUGAAGAUUCAGAGCCUCUUUGUGUUAGAUGAAAACAGCUACCCACUGCAACAAGAUUUCUCUCUACUGGACUUUUAUCCCUACAAUGUAAAGCACGCAACAUGUGCCAUGCCCUGAGACUGGAUGGAGAAACUGCAGGCACUUCAGGAAGACUAUGGAAAUUAUUUGUCUUUCGAAACAAAUGAAUGACAGGACUGUUGCUUAGCAUUUUAAAAUAUAUUUUAUAAAGAGCUAAAUAAAUAUAUUUUA
Molecule: messenger RNA, 3465 nt
Organism: Rhinolophus ferrumequinum (greater horseshoe bat)
Lineage: Eukaryota; Metazoa; Chordata; Mammalia; Chiroptera; Rhinolophidae
Gene: SHLD2
Product: shieldin complex subunit 2
Exons: 13
Coding region: 547-3333 (928 amino acids)
Biological process (GO): regulation of double-strand break repair via homologous recombination
Cellular component (GO): site of double-strand break; nucleus
Source: RefSeq, a predicted model, not a curated record